This is a messenger RNA of Stegastes partitus (bicolor damselfish), 4008 nucleotides long. RefSeq names its product junctional adhesion molecule C-like. Gene Ontology annotation, biological process: cell-cell adhesion; cell migration. NCBI's taxonomy places the organism in Eukaryota, Metazoa, Chordata, Actinopteri, Pomacentridae. The record is from RefSeq and is a predicted model, not a curated record. Gene Ontology annotation, molecular function: protein homodimerization activity; integrin binding; cell-cell adhesion mediator activity. Gene Ontology annotation, cellular component: plasma membrane; cell-cell contact zone; protein complex involved in cell adhesion. Bases 67 to 975 code for a protein of 302 amino acids. The transcript is spliced from 9 exons.
CGACGCUCUCUGGGCUACUUUGCGCAUGCACGGCCAGUCCGAGCGAGCAAUCGCAUCGACUCCAAGAUGGCGCAAACACGUCUGGCUUGCCUCCUGACUCUCCUCUCAACUCACUGCUGCUUCAGUGUGUUGGCAGUGGUGCUGAGAACAAAUGACGGGUCGCCGUGGACAGACGAGUUUGACAAAAUCGAGCUGUCGUGUCUGAUUGAGUCCAUUUCUACAACCAAUCCCAGGAUUGAGUGGAAGAAGAUAACGAGUGAGGGACCAAGUUAUGUGUACUUUGAAAAGAAGAUCUCAGGUGACCUGGAGAACCGAGCGGUGAUCAGAGAACCGGCCACGCUACUGAUAACCAACGCCACACGGUCGGACACCGCCAAGUAUCGGUGUGAGGUCACCGCUGCUGACGACCAGAAGUCAUUUGAUGAGAUUGUGAUCGACCUUGUUGUACGAGUGAAGCCGGUGGUGCCAAAAUGCAGCGUCCCAAAAUCGGUGCCUUUUGGGAAGUCGGCCGAGCUGAGCUGUGUGGAGGACGAGGGCUUCCCCAAGUCUCAGUACCAGUGGUUCAAGAACAGGGAGGAGAUUCCAGACGACCCCAAGACCAGCCUCAAGUUCUUCAACUCCUCGUACACGCUCAACGCAGACACAGGAACUCUGAAGUUCAUCGCAGUCAGGAAAGAAGAUGCAGGCGAGUACUUCUGCCGAGCGAAGAACGAUGCGGGAUACGCUGAGUGUACAGCCCAGAAGAUGGAAGUCUAUGAUAUUGAUCUUCUGGGGAUCAUACUGGGAGUGCUGGUGGUGGUAAUAGUGCUCACAUGUAUAACGGUGGGGAUCUGCUGCGCGUACAAGCAAGGCUACUUCUCCAGCCAGAAACAAACAGGGAACAACUACAAGGUUCCGGCUAAAGGGGACGGAGUGGACUACGUCAGGACGGAGGACGAGGGAGACUUCCGACACAAAUCGUCCUUUGUGAUCUGAGGAGGGAGCAGACGUCGGGCCGUCGUGCUGAGCAGAAACGUGACGGCGAGCCCUCCACGCUGUCCGACCCGGAGCUGCCGCAGGUCACAGCUCUCAGCACCACCCAAAUCCAACUACUCAAGUUUGCCAAAGGUGACAGGAUUUCACAGGACGACAGCCUGUAACACGAGUACAUGCAUAGGGACUGGGAAUAAUUUAACUUUAUCACCCUCAACCGAGUUCUUUUGCUAAAUUAUGGGGUUCUUACUUUACAGUUAUUGCAUGGUUUCACUAAUCACGGUGGAGAAAAGGAAACACUUGUUGGUUCUGGUCCAGGUAGAAAAGGAGGAGGAGUCCGUCUCCUCUCCGGUCCAUCACCACACUUUUCUACUGUAGACAUUUUGCUUCAAACCUUUUGUCAUUUGUAUAACAUUUCUUUUCUACUGUUGAAAUUUGUCAGACUAUUUUUGAUGGAAUAUAUUUUAAAAUGCCUAUAGAUAAAGGUUUACUUUUUUAAAUAUUUGUAAAAUACUAACAUGUGUUUUUCUUUUUGUUUGUUUUUUUGGUUGUGGAUAAAAAUAUGUAACACUUUAACCACUUUGCAUCAAGCUGUAAGCAUUUACACCUUUGCAAUCAGGAGAAAGACAGACAAAUGAACCUGACUCGUAUUAGCAUAUCAAGACGUGCUUCUUGAUCGGAGGUCUUACAUGUUGAGUUUCUGCGCUGGGAUCGCCCGGUUUCUGUUGUGAGAGACUUCCAUGUUCAUGUUUGUAGAUAGUCUUAGUAAGAGGCUUUGAAGAGUGCCAGUCAAAUGCUGUGAAACACUGUACACGAUCAGUGCUGCGUUUUCUUGAUUUUAAGUGUCCUUCUAUGCUUGCUGUUAAUCUUGUAUAUAUUGAAGUUGCUGUCAGGAUGCUGACGGGCCUCCUGUCAUGUUCAGUAUUACACUAGAAUACAAAUAGUGGUAAUAUUACAGGGUUUGUAAGUUAACCUUCCAGACCCAAAGAAACCAGAGGAAGAGGACUGAGACCAGGUACUUCACUCAGUAAAAGCCUCCAUUUAGAAACAGAAUACAGCCUGACGUCCAGAACAAAGGCGUCUCUGCUGGAGCCUGUUGUCAGGACAGAGUUGUUUUAACAACUGAGUCGGCUAUUUAAAGGUGUAAUUACUACAGGUACAAACAGCAUGAGUGGAAAAGCCCCGACCGUACAGCAGAUACACAGUCCGCUAGAACCACACAGUAUGAAUCCUAGUUGGUACCGACUGCAAACGACAAGUUAUUAUUUAGGAUGUAGAGCUAACUGUAGUAUUGGCUAGAUGUGUUUAAACUGAAAAGAGAAGUCAAUUUAUGUUUGGCUGCAGCUUCUGUUCUUCUCAUUCCUGUCAGCCGAGCUGACGGCAGACAGACAGACCCUAGAUCAGUGUUACAGUAGUACUGACCCUAGAUCAGUGUUACAGUAGUACUGACCCUAGAUCAGUGUUACAGUAGUACUGACCCUAGAUCAGUGUUACAGUAGUACUGACCCUAGAUCAGUGUUACAGCUGUAGCAGCGCUGACCCUAGAUCAGUGUUAGUGGUCUACAGCUGGGGGGAGGGGGGGGGGGGGUCCGGGUCUGGCAGGUUAACAGAUGUACUGAUUGUAAAUAGGUGUUUGUUAUUUUGUUCUCUCUCUCAAGAUUAUGUAAAGUGGUGAAAAGUGUAAAAAAAAGAAGCUAUCUGAGGCGAUAUGAAACUCUUUCCAUUAGUCAGACUGAACACAGGUAACAUUUGAUCCCAUCAUUCAGAACACGUGAACAAGAGCUUCAGCUCAGGAAGCUGAGGAGCAGCUCUCUGCUUCAGGGUCCAUUAUUUCUGGCACCAACCAGAUUAAAGAACGCCUGAUACGAGUCAGGACUCGUGGAGCCUCCACGCAGCUCCGAGGAACCUCUUGUUCUGUGAUGAAUGUUGAACAAUCAGCACUGCAGCGAAAUGUUCACCGAAUAUCAGUCGUGGUAGAGACGAUCUGCCCAACGUUUGCACAUCAACACUGCUCGGUCUCAGUGAACAUGUUGCAUUAAGGAACCAAAAGACAACAUGUCUGAGUGUACUAUUAGCCCAGUUAAGGUCACGAAUGAUUCCUGUUGCAGGUACAUGAUACGGUGAGAUGUACGCCAUGCAGCUCAGAUGCAUAAGUCUCCCCUCCUCAUUUGUACAAAGUUCAUUCCUCUUAAGUGCCUUCAGCCUUCAAAGUAGUUCAGUUUCUCUCCAGCGAGCCAUGCUCUCUCACAUUUGUACCUUUCUACGAUACCAUCACAGGCUUCGUAUUUUCCGUUCAAUUAACAACAAGCACGGCGUUUGAGAGGAAUGAUGUCACUGCAAAUUUCCGCUUCCCUUCUUUACAUAUCUGCAAAUUUGUAAAUAGCUUUUUCAUAGAUUUGAAAGUGUAGACAUGUUGAAGUAGAAAUGAAAAAUAAUAGUGCCUAAAUAUAGUGGGAAUUAUUUUUGGUAAAUACACAUAGCACUAUUAGGCCAAAAAAAGAAAGAAAAUAGAUGAGUACCCGGAGCAGAGACACUUUUUCCUCAAACUGACGUCUGGUUUCAUUGACAGCAGUGAUCAUGUGAGGGAUGGUAUUUUGAAAUCCACCGCUGCGUUCAGAGCUGCAGUGUCCAGACACGGAGCGUGACUGAGUUUGUUUCUGCUGUAGCUGCAGCUGUGAUGAAGCUGGAACUGUUCAGGUGUUACGUGCAUUUCAUGAACCAGUGUUGACCACAAACAGCAGCAGGUGUUGAUGUAGAGCAGCUACAAGCAUUCCUGAACCAGAGCGUCUGCAGGCUGGCUGGAUGCUGGGAGGCAGCGUAGAGCUCCUACUGGUGAUCAGAGCUGGUUUCCAGUGUGUCGGCUGGAGGAUGGCGGCGCUGCGGUGGUCCGGCGCAGACUGACAGAUCAAACAUCACGUUUUACUGAACCAAUCACACGUACAGGAGAAUGUCGGUUUGGGGCCUGCCGGGUUGUUUUUGUUCAUUUUAGAACCACUCUAUUUGUGAUUAAUAAAACUCACUUCAAAUAUUACUGCA